Molecule: messenger RNA, 1164 nt
Organism: Dacryopinax primogenitus
Lineage: Eukaryota; Fungi; Basidiomycota; Dacrymycetes; Dacrymycetales; Dacrymycetaceae
Exons: 3
Coding region: 1-1098 (365 amino acids)
Biological process (GO): double-strand break repair via homologous recombination
Cellular component (GO): Slx1-Slx4 complex
Molecular function (GO): crossover junction DNA endonuclease activity; 5'-flap endonuclease activity
Source: RefSeq, a predicted model, not a curated record
AUGGCCACAUAUCGCAAGAUACAGGCGCUGCAGUUCGAGUGGGCAUUGCAGCAUCCAUCUCGCAGUCGGCAUUUGCAACCCCAGUUCCCUAGGAGGAAACACAACUUGAGUUGGAUAGUCCAGGUCGUCAAAACGAUGCUUAUGAGCAAACCCUUCUCCGUUCUCCCGCUGCAUGUGACGCUGCUCGACCCGCAAGCACAGUCCGUAUGGACCUCUCUCCCACUCCCUAUUCCAGGGGGGUGCGUCGUCCGCUCCCCUCUGCCCCUCGAAUCGGACGAUAUGGGCAAGAUGUUCGACACCCUCGACACAGACUUCCGGGAUCGAAUGCUCUCCAAGUCCCUCCUCCUCCAAAAACACAAGAAACACACAUGCAGCAUCUGUCAUUCCCCCGUCUCCCUCUCUCCGCUAACGAGCGCCAUCUGCCCGUCCGGAUCGUGCAAUUCUAUAGCGCACCUGCUCUGCCUCGGACGGGAGUUUGCUCGUUCUGAGGGAGAGGGGCUCCUCCCCCGACAGGGAGUGUGUAAUGCUUGUGGGGAAAAGAUGUUGUGGGGUGAUGUGGUGAGGGGGUGUUAUCAUCGGCUGCGAGCGGUGUCUGUCCGGGUAGAAGAGGGAAAGGAGGAGGGGGAGGGGGAGGGGGAGGAAGAGGUAGAGGAAGAGGGGUCAGGGACCAGGAAGGGGAAGAAAGCGCGGACUAGCAGGACGAGUACGAGUACGAGGACGUCCACGACCAAGCAGGCCGCUCGAGGCCGGAAAACGAAGGAACGAACACGAUCUGAGCCCAAGUCCAAGAGCAAGGGGACGUCCGAGUCCAAAUCAGAGUCCAGGUCCGAAUCCAAGAGCAAGUCCAAGUCCAAGUCCGAGCCCAAUCCCGAGGGAGCAACUGUCUCAACCCUCUCCAAGCGGAAGAAGUCGCCCAAACCCAGCGACGGGGGCGAGCCUAAUACUAAUCCUACGACCUUGGCUACGGCUAUGUCUACGGCUGGAACUGAAGCUAUAGCUGGAGUGGAACACCCACAUACCCUGCCUGUUCAACCUUUGGAGGAGGUGUGUGCGAAACGGGGAAGGGGCCGACCGAGGAAGGCGCUUGCUCUUGCCUAGAAGACCUCGCGUGGUGCGAGAGAAGGGAAGACUGGGAGGUUGUGACGGGUUGCACAUGUGAUGAAC